Molecule: messenger RNA, 1313 nt
Organism: Pelagomonas calceolata
Lineage: Eukaryota; Pelagophyceae; Pelagomonadales; Pelagomonadaceae
Source: the annotation of a GenBank genome assembly
CUAGGAACAGCGCGACCUUCGGCCUAAAUCCAGCCCUCUGGGACGCCACAGGUACGCUGUGGCGCUCCCAGUUAGCUGCUCGCACUUCUCUCACAGCCCUCGCAACGCUCUGGCCGACGCCCGCAACCGAGUCUGUGAGAAAGUGAGGAGUAAGAAGGAUGGCCGACGACGCCCCAGCAGCAAAACGCCCCAAAAGCGCACCCAGCGAGGAGACCUACCCCCACCAGCGCAUCAGCAUCGAGGUGGGCGAAAGAACAUUCAGAUGUUCAAGAAGAACGUGGACGCAAAUAGAAACGUCAGUAAUAGCGGUGGCCGUGUCGCUCACGACACCUGGUGAAGAGCCGAUCACGCUCGACUCGUUCUUCGACGAGCCUCCCCAUGCCUUCGAGCGCGUCGUGACGUAUCUGCGGUCGAACUGCACGAACUACGAGCCGCCACGCGACGACGUGGACCUCGACGCGACGGCCACGACGGCGCGGAAGCUAGGCUUCGCGCGGUACGCGGCCCAUUUGAAGCUAGAACGAGUACGACGCGACUUAGAAAGGGAAGCGUUAUAUUUAGACAGUGUGUUACGAAGAACGAAGAUCUGCGUCGACGACUGGCGGCGACGAACGAGGCAGGUCGACGUGAAACCGAUCAUCUUAGAUGUGGACGCGGGCGACGACGCGCACCCGCCGGCGUCGGAGCGACUGAGGCAAUUAGCACCUGCCUUAGAAGACACGGACGCGUACGGCCACGCGCGGCACUACGCGGUGAAAGCCGCAACGCCGUUGCGCGCGAAGAGCGGCAUGGAGGCCGAUGCUAGAGGUUCAUCGAAGGUGUGCGUUUUACUAGAAAGCGAGCGGCCGCUGCGGGAUGCGCGGGACCAGAGCCACCUCCCGCACAACUUGUUGUACUGCGCUCGGCUCCAGGAGGACAUUAUAUUUCGGCGACUUGGAUUACAAAGGGUCUUGUGCCGCUUCCCGCUGGAACAUCGCAAAAGAUCUACUGUGAUAUCGUCGGCGCAUCUAUCAAGAGACCUGUACCGCGACCUAUACGCCUAUCAAGGCCACGAGCUCAACGAGAGCGAUCGCGCGGACGGCAUCGAGUUCGAAAGGCCGUUAUAUGGGCUGACGGGCGCGCCGGAGGGGCGGCCCUUCGUGAGCCUGCCGCAGCCGAAGCCUAGCUGUAGGCAGCAGCAUCCUAGUUGGCAAGAAGACGACGAGGACGACCAGCUCUGGUUCGACGCGGACCCGACGGAGCAGGCGCGCCACGACCUGCUGACGCGGCUGCUGGCCGAUCUGGACGGCUAGUCCUGCGUAAGACUCGGAAGC